UCAAGCAGAACCGUGCAGCUAAGUUAGCUAACCUGCAUAGGUCUGAAUUUAACAAGCAAGGACAUCUUCGACAAGUUUACUAGCCGGCUAGCUAAAAGCUGGCCUUUGGAAAGCACUGAUCAUGGCCGUGGACUGGGUUGGAUAUGGAUAUGCAGCCCUCGUGGCGUCUGGAGGAGUGAUGGGUUAUGUCAAAGCAGGCAGUGUCCCUUCUCUGGCAGCUGGGCUACUGUUUGGAGGUCUGGCAGGUUUUGGUGCCUACCAAGUGUCACAAGACCCCCAAAAUAUUUGGGUGUCUUUAGUUACAUCAGGAACCCUCGGUGCCAUCAUGGGAAAGAGAUUUUACAGCUCUCGGAAGAUCAUGCCUGCGGGUGUAGUAGCUGGAGCAAGCAUUCUGAUGUUGGCAAAGCUUGGUAUUGGAGUUCUACAGAAACCUCAAGAUGCAUGAUAAACUGCCCCCCCCCAACCCUGAACCAAAUCACUGAUUUUACACACACACACAUUUUGUAUAAAAGUUA
This is a messenger RNA of Electrophorus electricus (electric eel), 515 nucleotides long. It is a transcript of the gene tmem14ca, whose product is annotated as transmembrane protein 14Ca. Gene Ontology annotation, cellular component: mitochondrial membrane. NCBI's taxonomy places the organism in Eukaryota, Metazoa, Chordata, Actinopteri, Gymnotiformes, Gymnotidae. Gene Ontology annotation, biological process: regulation of heme biosynthetic process. The record is from RefSeq and is a predicted model, not a curated record.